UAUCAAAACACCUCUUCUCUCCAAUCACUCUACUUAGAGGAUAUAUUGCCAAGAAUUGUUCUGUCGUCUCGGCUCUUCAUCUUUCUUCAAGAAGUAAUAUUAUAAGCUAAUCUUUCACGGAGAAACUUCACUUACACAUGACCACACACCGCAUCGCAACCCUAACUCAUCUUAAAGACUCAAUUCCUCAGCAGCUAUGUCCCUCUCACUGAAAGGGGAUUCGAGCAAUGGAGCCGCAACCGAGAGUACACCUCUCCUUGGCUCCUCGGCUGAUGACCCCCCAAUCUCCAUCAAUGAAGGCGAGAUCAUAUCCCAUGGGAAAGCGGAUGACGACGAAGACAACCCGAAACCCUCCAAUCAUGAAGAAGACAAACCCUUACCCAAGUUACAAAUCUUCCUGCUUUGUUAUGCACGAAUGAUUGAACCCAUUGCCUUCUUUGGCAUCUUUCCGUUCAUCAACGAGAUGAUAUGGCGGACGGGAGAUCUCGACAAAGCAGAUGUGGGGUUCUACAGUGGAUUGAUUGAAUCCUUAUUCUCAUUGACUCAGAUGCUGUUGAUGAUAUCAUGGGGUCGAGCCGCUGACCGAAUUGGGAGAAAACCAGUUCUGGUCUUCUCUCUUGCUGGCGUUUCCAUUGCGACAGCUACUUUCGGCUUGAGUAGAGCCAUUUGGCAGAUGGUUCUAUUUAGAUGCUGUGCUGGCGUGUUUGCUGGGACAAUCGUAACGAUCAGAACCAUGCUCUCAGAACACAGCACGCCAAAGACUCAAGCACGAGCAUUCAGCUUCUUUGCCUUCGCUGGGAAUGUUGGAAUCUUCCUCGGCCCUUUGAUUGGUGGUGGUCUAGCAGAUCCAUCGAAUCAAAUUGGAGGAUUCUUCAAGAACAUCCAAUUUGUUCGAGACUAUCCAUACGCCCUAUCAACAUUCGCUACCGGUAUAAUCGGUGCCAGCGCCGCCAUCGCUUGUGCUCUGUUCAUCAAAGAGACCCUCGAGAAAAAAGUCAAAGGCGAUAAUACCACUUCAUCCCCAACCCCAAUGACAACCUGGGAACUCCUCAAAACACCAGGAGUCGGUGUAGUCCUCACCCUCUACGGCCACGUCAUGCUCCUCGGGCUCGCCUACACAGCCGUCUGCCCCGUAUUCUGGUUCACGCCACCGCACCUUGGCGGCUACGGCUUCACACCCCUCCAAAUCUCCAUGUUCCUCGGUGGAAUCGGGAUCUCGCAAGCCAUCUGGCUACUCCUCGCCUUUCCCCCUCUUCAACGCAGAUUCGGCACCGGCAUGAUUCUCCGGGGAUGCUACAUCGCGUGGCCGAUAUUCUUCGUUGCUGCGCCGGUUUGCAAUCUGUUCUUGAGGUGGGGCGGGAAGUGGGAGAUUGCGUUCUGGAUCGUGGCGCCGACGUUGCAGAUUGGUGGGAGUGGGGUUUCGAUGGCUUUUACCGGUGUCCAACUCGCUCUUAACGAUAUAGCACCUAACCACAAAACGCUCGGCACUCUCAAUGCCAUUGCUCUGACGUUGGUAUCUGGAAUCCGCACUGUUGGGCCGGCAUUCUUCACUAGUAUCUUUGCUGCGGGAGCUAAGACCCAAUUCAUGAAUGGGUAUUUGAUUUGGGUUGUGUUAGUGCUCAUUGCGCUGCCUGGAACGCUUGGGAUUAGAUGGUUGCCGAAGAAAGCAGAGGGGAGGAUUGUUCAAGAAGAAUAGACGUCAAGUUCUGGGCUGAAGGGUGUACGUGCAUGACAUACUAGAGAAAGAUGAAGGGUGCGUUUGAAAUGGUGGCUUUCGUCUGAUAACAAUAUGCGAGAGCGAUGCUUUUAGGCAUAUUUAGGCGCUGGUUUGCUUACUCGUGAGUUUGAUAGACAAGAGCUAAAGAGUUUAUGUAAGUUACAACAGUCUUAAUUCCUACAUCUUGAAACUCC
This is a messenger RNA of Mollisia scopiformis, 1911 nucleotides long. RefSeq names its product major facilitator superfamily transporter. Lineage: Eukaryota; Fungi; Ascomycota; Leotiomycetes; Helotiales; Mollisiaceae. The record is from RefSeq and is a predicted model, not a curated record. The coding region runs from base 197 to 1696 and encodes 499 amino acids. Gene Ontology annotation, molecular function: transmembrane transporter activity. The transcript has 6 exons. Gene Ontology annotation, biological process: transmembrane transport.